Molecule: messenger RNA, 3467 nt
Organism: Bradysia coprophila
Lineage: Eukaryota; Metazoa; Arthropoda; Insecta; Diptera; Sciaridae
Gene: neb
Product: kinesin family member nebbish
Biological process (GO): microtubule-based movement
Molecular function (GO): microtubule motor activity; ATP binding; microtubule binding
Source: RefSeq, a predicted model, not a curated record
CCUCUGUGUUGUUUUUUUUUCAAAAACAGUGCUCAACGGCUACAUGUCAUUGUGAAAUAGUUUAUAAAAUUCUUCAAGAUGACAUCGAGACACACUCCACUAAAAGCAAAACCUACAAGAAGUGAAUCUCGAUUAGAGAGUAAUGCAACCACAUCCAAAAACCUGACACAUUUGAAUUCAAGUACUGCGUCUGACCUACGAUCGACAACAAAAACAACGCCAAAAACAAACAAGUCAAAGUCAACAACUGCGCUAAAUGCUUGCUACACCCCGAGCUCGCUGUACAAAAACCUCGGAGCUACACCAAAGUCAGCUGUGAAACGUUUCGCUGCGUCCUUGGAUUCGCCCAAAACGACUCCCGAAUGUUUUUCGAAAGUUUCGUUCGAGACACCAAAACAUUCGGUCAAUAAGUCACUGAAUGACGCAUUGAAAUGCAAAGACAAGGCAGAAAUCAGUAAUUUGAAAGUGGCCGUUCGUGUUCGGCCGAUGAAUGCACAUGAAUUGAAAUCAACUACGUCCCGGUCGUGUGUUACGGUCGUGGGUAAUGAAGUCAUCGUUUCUACUGGUCAUACGGCAGAUGGUUCAGCUGGAGUUAGUCAUAGCUUUAACUAUGACGAUGUGUAUUGUUCUCCUAAGCGCCAGCAACACUUGGACCACAACGAUCAGUUUACAGUAUUUAAAGGAACCGCCUUGCCUCUGGUUGAUGUAGCUUUUGAAGGAAAAAAUUGCUGCCUGUUCGCUUAUGGCCAAACCGGUAGUGGGAAAUCUUAUAGCAUGAUGGGAUUAGAUGACGAUAUCAAAAUCAGCUCAUCAUCCGAGGCCGGUAUUAUCCCCCGAUUUUGCCAGGAAAUAUUUCAACGCAUCGACGAACUGAAAGACAAAGUCCAUGUCGAAGUGGAGGUCAGCUAUUUUGAAAUUUACAACGAAAAAAUUCACGAUCUCUUGGCCAUAUCGACAAACCUGUUGAACACGUCAAACCAAAGAGAAAAGCUGCGUGUUAGAGAACAUCCCCUGGACGGACCGUACGUAGUCAAUCUAUCCACACAUCCGGUCAGCUCAUACACGUCGUUGCGAAAUUGGCUGUCGCUCGGAAACAGUCAUCGUGCCACAGCUGCAACCGGAAUGAACGAUAAAAGUUCCCGAUCGCAUUCCAUCUUCAACAUUGUAUUGAACAUGUCGGAUAUAAAUGCGAACGCUACCGUCGGAGACAACGUUCAAACGAAACGCAGUAAAAUUAGUCUAGUCGAUUUGGCCGGUAGCGAACGGUUGAGUCAGACAUGCACAACGGGUGAUCGAAUGAAGGAAGGUGUUAGUAUCAACAGUAGUUUGCUCAUACUUGGAAGAGUCAUUGCUGCAUUGGCUGCAGUGGGCAGCUUUGUUCCGUAUAGAGAAUCGGUGCUGACGUGGUUGUUGCGGGAAAAUCUUGGCGGAAAUUCUCGUACGGUUAUGUUGGCCACCAUAUCACCUGCGAGCAUCCAAAUGGAUGAGACCAUUGCAACGCUUCGAUAUGCUUGCCAAGCUCGUUCGAUUGUGAAUCGUGUCAAAGUUAACGAAGAUCCCCACAAUCGUCAGAUUCGUGAGCUGCGUGCAGAAGUCGAACGAUUGCAGGCUCUGCAUUUAGACUAUGAACGACAGAAUCGGCUGUCGACAUCGACACCAUCACCGCGAAAAAUAAUUAUCAACGUUGAUGAGCGUGAGGUGGCUGAGCUACGGCAACAGUUGAGAGAACGGGAGAAAGAACUUGCGCAGGCACAACGUUCGUGGAUGGAUCGGCUGAAAGAGGCGGAAAAGUUGAAAGAAACUGAAAUGAAAAUGUUGAAGCGAAAUGGCUUGGCAUUGCAAUAUUCGGAUGCACUAAAGCAGCCGUGUCUUGUCAAUUUGGCUGCUGAUCCGAUAUUGUCGGGAACGUUAUUGUAUAUCUUGCCUGCUGGAAAAUUGAAAGUUGGACGAUCGGAUGCGUCUUCUUCACAUCAACCAGAGAUUGUUCUCGAAGGACCGCUGGUUGCAUCCAAUCACUGCUCAAUCGAGAACGUCGAUGGAAAGCUAUUCAUUCAACCGGAGGAUGAGGAAUUCGAGACAUUUGUGAAUGGUGAGCUAUUAAAGGAGAGAAGGCAAAUUUUUAACGGAGAUCGGGUGGUCAUUGGUGGCUCACAUUAUUUUCGAAUUUCCAAUCCAAAUUGUUCACAUCAUCUACAGGAUACGCUGGUCGAUUUUCAUACGGCCCAUCAAGAGAUUCUAAAAGAACAGGAGGCCCGUUUACGCGAGAAACUGGAUGCAGAAAAAUUCGCAGCAAUGCAGGAAAUGCAGAUGAAGCAUCUGCGAAACGAGAACAAUUAUUUGGAUAAAAUGGCGAAGUUGAAAAUGGAAAAAAUGCAACUCAAAUGCUCCAAGAAAAUGCUGGAAUCAGAGAAACGCGCAAUCGAAAAUCAAUUGGAACUGCAAAAAGACUCUUUUGACUAUCAGCCGUAUCAGUCGACUUUAUUGGACGAGAUUCCGAAAAUCUUUCAACAUUCCAGCGAACAGUUUUUGCAUCAGACCAAGUUGAUGGUGAAAGAAGCCAACAAGCGCUGCCAUGAUUUCAAUAAAAACAUAAAAUUCGUGCAAACUGAAGUGGCUGACGAAGAAGGAAUAUUCAAGACGGUCAUCAUUAUCGUUGACCGUGAAAAUAAACGUUCAUCGGAAUGGCCACCGGCUCGUCUAAUGACAUGGUUAGAUCAGAUACGUGAGAAUCAACUGACCGCAGAAAAUUUAUUCGACUUCUGUACCAUCGACUGGACCGAGUGUGACGAUGAAAUUCCCGUGAAUGAUUCACUAAACGAGAGUGGAAUCUCCCUGAAUCUGAGCGCAAUGAAAGACGCCAUUUUCGGCAAAGUACCGGAACAGAUGAUGUCCACGAUUCGAAAUUUCGUUGGCUCACCAUUCGGCGGAAAUAAGAACGACGAUGGAUCGGUGCUGAAAGAGGCCAUCACAAAUUCACCGAACCGAACGCCGAAGCAUAACGAGUCGUUGAAGAGCCGAAACCGACCGUCCAGUAUGAAAAACAGUGCAACGACACCCGUUAAGGAUGCAUCGCUCGGAACCGUUGAUUGGAGUUUCCUUCAGCAGACGGACGCUUAUUUGCAUGAUUUGAAGAAAGUGACCAACAAACUGAAGAAAUUGUGCUACAACUACAACAACGAGAAUCAAGAGGGCGGAAUCAAUGCAUCGGUUACCAAUGUUUUACGUUCAACGGAACAGAUCGAACAAAUUACGAGCGACAUUCAGGCGGUGCUUGAUGAGAAUGGACGAAUCAAAAGUCCGAAAUCUGUUCGAUUUUUAAACGAUAAGUGAUGUCAUUGAUCUCAGUUUCAUUUCCUGUUUUUUAACUUUUUAUUUUUAACUUUUCGUGUGCGUAUGAUGAGACGACGACUGUCAGGCUGUAGAUAAAUUAUACAUAGAAAAUUUGUGGAAAAUAAAAGAAGAAAAUC